GAAAAUCGACUCGCGAAAAAAUAAACGAGAGAAUCUUGUGCAUCUAUGGAACUCGCUUGUAUCGAAAAUGUUUCAGUCAGUCGACAUUAUGGGACUUACUUUUAGCAUCUCAAAAUUGUUGUUUUACGUCUUCGUUGUGUUUGUUCUGGAGUGUUAUGUAGUUGAUCUUUGUUAUACAACUGAGAUUAUCAUACAGCCAAAAGCUGUGAUUGUGAAAGAUGUGGCCUGUCCUUUUGAAUGUAUGGAUGAUGAAUUUCAGUGCAAAAUUACAGGAAAAUGCAUCGCGAGAGAGUUGGUUCGGAAUGGGAUAUUUAACUGUGGGGUGAACGACACGAGCGAUGAAGAUUAUCCUCUGGAAAGAUGUCAUGCUGAUGAAUUUCGGUGCAGAAUAAACGGACAAUGUAUUCACAGAACACAUAUAAAUAGACUGCUAGGGUUGUGCACUGAUGGCAGUGAUUCGGGAGGAAUUCAAAAUUUACCGUGCAGAAAGGACGCCGAAUUCAGGUGCCCUCAAGGACGAUGCAUAUCUCGACAUUACGUUCGUUCAAGGACUUCAGAAUGUCCACGUAGCCACCAAGACGAGGGAGAAGAGUUUGAGUGGCAUUGUACAGAUAGAGAAUUUAUGUGUCAAGUAAAUGGUCGAUGCAUACCACGUGAAAAGGUACGUGAUCACAUGAAGGAUUGUUACGACGGAGAAGAUGAGAAAGAAUCAUCGAUUUUAAAAGUCUGUGACAAAAAUACAGGAGAAUAUAGAUGUCCUGGAAACGCUCGGCGCUGUAUAUCUCGACACAAAGUUGGAGACGGAAAAGCGGAUUGUAAUCGUUUUCGAAACUCCAGCGAUGAAAUUAUUGGAGCAAUUGGUUCAUGUUCUACAUUCGAAUUUGCUUGUUUAGCAAGGCAAUCCACCAAAAACAAAAUAAUUACAAUUCGAUGCAUUCCGAGGUCAUGGGUUAAUGAUGGCGUCAUUCAAUGUCCGGAUGGCAGUGACGAAAAUGUGAAGAAAUUGAUAUGCCACCCGGAAGAACAUUCAUGUGAUAACGGAAGCAGAUGUCUUUCUAAUAGAAAGGUUUGUGAUGGCGUGGUCGAUUGCCAAGACUGUUCAGACGAAGCGAAUACGUCUCUCUGUCCUGGAGAAAUCACCGGGAAGUAUUUUGUCUGCACAGACAGUUUGGGGCUAGGAGAUAAAUUUUUAAGGAAUGGUGUCGUUUCGUCCCAUUGCAUUUUUCGAUCGUAUUUUUGCGAUGGAAAAAUUGACUGUGCCGAUGGAAGCGACGAAGAAAAUUCAGGUUCAGGAAUGAAAUGCCGUGUUCACCGUAACAAGAAGGGAUCAUUCGGUGAAGUUUGCUCUAUUCCCCGAAGUCUACUUGACGACGGCGUUGUCGACUGUGCUGAUGGAUCGGAUGAAAGCACUAUUAUAUCGGUCGCCGAUAAAAGGGUCACAUGUCUUGGUUUUGGCGGGAACCCGGAAAAGAAUUUGGAUGGAACGAUCUUUCAACGCCAAGUUUGUGAUGGGGUUUUUGACUGUCCCGAUCUGACAGACGAAUGUUUGUGCGGAAAAAGAAUGUUUAAUAAUCAAGUUGGACUGGAUAUAUGCAUGAACAUAUGUUUCGAUGUUUUCGAAGAUAAAUUUCGAACAAAACGCAUGCCCAUUUUAAAAAAUGCUACAACUUCCGAUCCAUGUCUACUUUGCAAACCAGGCUUUAUGGUUUGCCUGAACAAAAACUCGGAAAAUUCAGUAAAUAAUAAGAAUUAUAAAUGCAUAAACACAAGUCAAAUAUGUGAUGGAGUAAAGGAUUGCGGAGAUGGUCGUGACGAAUGGUAUUGUGCUUCUAUAAACAUAGCCGUUAAUGGAGUAGCAAAUCAGAGUGGUAACAAAUCGAUGACAUGUCCACACGAAUACUUUUGGAAAAGGUAUCCUAAGGAACUGGCAUCCAUUGGGAAUAUAUGUGACGGAGUACCGGAAUGCCUUGGCCUUGCUGACGAAUGUGACUUAUCAACAGAUAAUAACGAAAUUGAUGGGUUUGCCAAAGACAAUGGCUGUGGUAAUCGAAAACCUUCCUAUUGCAAAUUAGCUGGUGAAAUAUGGUGUAUAAAGGGAGCUGUCCCUUUAAUGCCUGCCCAACUGUGUGAUGGUAUUCCCCAAUGUGAUGAGGGAAUCGACGAAAAGUAUUGCGAAGACACCAGAUUUUCAUGCGAUGUUAUUUCCACAUUGUCUGCAUUGAAACUAAAUAUUUCUACACCCGACAUUGCGACUAGGAUCAGUAUAGAAAAAAGUAAAGUGUGUGAUGGACUUGCAGAUUGCGUAGAUGCAGUCGAUGAGUUGAAUUGUCCGGGACAUUUUUAUUGUAGGAAUGCUGAGAAUCCAUUCUACGUUGAAAUAGCUCAGGUACAAGAUGGCGUUCGAGAUUGUACCGACGGCAGUGACGAAUGCCCUGAUCCAACGACGUUUAAAAAUGACCCGAUAAGCUCCCAAACACAAUUAAUUUCGAAUGGUUUUAUUCGUCUGUGGCUCUACUUCAUUGCUAUUCCGGCUGUUUGUGGAAAUUUUGUCAUCAUUCUCACCAAAACAGCAAAGAUUUUAAAAACAUCGCGAUUAUCACGGAAAUUAUCUGACGUUGAAGGCUUUGGGAGAAGAAUUGCAAUCAUUCUUGGCAGACUAAUAUCAACGGCGCAGGACCGGAAAAAGACUGUGGCUAAUGCCAGCGCUUUGGCAAAAUGCAACGAUGUUCUUGUACUGAAUUUAGCAUUUGCUGAUAUUUUAACAGGAUUUUAUUUGAUUGCAUUGAUUACGAAAAUGAAUAAAUAUGCCGGAGAUUACUGUACUUGGGAUUUGAUAUGGAGGAGCAGCAACCAAUGUGAAAACAUCGGAACUUUGGUCGUAAUUUCAGUGCAAACUUCGGUUUUCAUUAUGACAACACUGACGUCAUACCGACUUUAUGCUGUAAUUAAACCAAUGAAGGCUGGGAGUAUAAAACCAAUUAAAGCGUUAUGUUGUGUUUUAUGUUCGUGGAUUUUAUCUGUGACAAUAGCAAUUAUCCCUCGAAUGGAUACUUUCAGAUCUUACUUUGUCACCUCUAUAUGGUUUUCCCACCCUGCUGAAAGUUCGCACUUUUUGCAUUUGUCAUACCAUGAGAUGACGAAAGCCAACGUUAUUGAUUUUCUCAGCAAAGCAUGUGUGCUCACCGAUUCCAGGCAACAGAACAUAACACGAGAGCUUCGCAGCAGCACAAAAGUUGACAAUUGGGAAUCGCUCAGCCAAGCUGUUAUAACUUUUCUGCCAGGUGUGAAAUCGAUGCGUGACUUUGGAUACUACAGUGCGCAUGGUGUUUGCCUACCAGCAUUAUUCUCAAGAAACUCCAACAUAAAGAGCACAAUGGGAGAUAUAUAUUCCAUUUUUAUUCUAACUCUAAACUUCGUUGCAAGCAUGUACAUUAUAUGCGCUUAUCUGGUUGUUGCACUGCGGACUAGAAGGCGCCAAAAGCGAAUGGUGAAAUCGUCAAACCGCACCCAGAGUGAACACAACGACGGUACCUCUUUCCUAAAUUCCCGAACUGUGAAUAAAAAUGCCGGAUCGUUUGCUCAGAGAAAAAUAGGCUCACGCGCCAACCAUACCAAAGAUAACACCACGAGAAUGAACAAGAAAAUUGCUAGACUUGUCCUUACAAACUGUAUGUGCUGGAUACCAAUUUCUAUAAUUGGUUAUAUCGCACAGUUUAGCGCUAGUUUGCCCACAUGGGUGUACUCUUUCGUGGCUGUAAUUUUGUUACCCAUAAACAGUGCGACCAAUCCAAUCAUAUAUUCAGAAAUCAUAAACAACAGCAUGUUUAAACUCUGGCGACAUUUGACAAUGCACUUCGGACGUAAAACGAAGAAUGAUACUAUGUUUAACUUGUCGCAGCUUCCCCGAGGUGGAUGUGAAUCAGAAAACUUCGCACAAACUGGUGAACACGCCAAGCUCACGCCUCAACUAUCUAAUACUGACAAACCCGACACGGAAAAACAACAAGUGAAACACAGAUCCAGUGACAAUGGAUCAAAGUUCGUGGUCCGACUAAGCAAAAUUGGAUUGUUUUUGACUGUUAAGUCGGAAUCAGAAAGUAGUUCUUCGAAUGAAAAGCGAUGUGCAGCAGAGGAAGAUUUGUACAGGUGCGAAUCCCCAUCAAUGAGAACGGCGAACACAUAUAUCGCGCCUGUGACUCCAGAAAUUAUUAGAGACCUAGAUUCAUUAGCGGAAUCCUCAUUAACCCCAGGCGACAAAUCCAAAGAUAAAAAUAUUGUCGUUCACAAUUAGGCUUUGUUUCAUCUACAAUCAAUCACGUAGCAUAAGACUGCUCACUCCAGAUUCUGAAGAAACCAAGCGUUUCACGUGGAAUUUAUCACAGGAACCAAACCCUUCCAAAUGUCUCAGUACGCAGCAAAUACUUUUUCUACAUUUAUAACACAAUUUUAUUUCUUAAUAAAGAAAAUAGGGGUUACCAAAUUUUUUGUUACAGCUGACGACAACUAGUGUUAUAUACCUACUUCACAUGGUUUUUUAAAACUUGCUUCUUCAAAUGUAAUUUCCUACCCAAGUUAUUAUAAUCUACGCCAGGGUUUCCCAAACUUUUUGGCGGACCCCCAUCCUAUGCCGUAUCAAUUCCUGAGCCUCACCAACGAGGAAAGAUAACGUUUCAUUUACAACACAAACAACAUUAACCUGAUGGGCGAGGUUGCUUUUCACUGCACAAUUUAUCAAUCAAUUCGUGACAAGAAAACUUGUAGGUCCGCACGUCUCGAACUACAUUUUGUCAUCGUAAUGGUAGGUAAGAGCUGAAAAUGCUGCUUCACAUACAUGCAGGUCGUUUCAAAAGGCAAUAAAAUUCUAACUGCCUUUUCUGACAGCAAUGGAUAUUCGUCCGCCACGAACAACCAAAAAGAUGCAAUGGUUUUUUGAUUGAAAUCGAUCAUUCACAUUAUUGCGAACCCUCCGUGAAGUCAUCACAUAUCCCCAGACCCCAGCUUGGGAAACCCUGAUCUACGCUAUCAAAUUGCACGGCUGGAGCUCAAU
Messenger RNA from Styela clava, 5047 nucleotides. RefSeq lists its product as uncharacterized. Gene Ontology annotation, cellular component: plasma membrane. Gene Ontology annotation, biological process: G protein-coupled receptor signaling pathway. Gene Ontology annotation, molecular function: protein binding; G protein-coupled receptor activity. Lineage: Eukaryota; Metazoa; Chordata; Ascidiacea; Stolidobranchia; Styelidae. The record is from RefSeq and is a predicted model, not a curated record.